Molecule: messenger RNA, 3662 nt
Organism: Pan troglodytes (chimpanzee)
Lineage: Eukaryota; Metazoa; Chordata; Mammalia; Primates; Hominidae
Gene: GTF2H1
Product: general transcription factor IIH subunit 1
Exons: 17
Coding region: 772-2472 (566 amino acids)
Biological process (GO): nucleotide-excision repair; DNA-templated transcription
Cellular component (GO): transcription factor TFIIH core complex
Source: RefSeq, a predicted model, not a curated record
CCUUGCGCGUGGUCCCUCCCCCCUCAGGCCGCGGUCGCGAUUACGCUCUCUACGGCCUGCGGCCGGAGGGCCGUUGCGAGCUGGAGACACGGCGCCGACUGGAACCGGAGGAGCUCUAGGCCAAAUGGUUGGGCCAGCCAGGAUCCCAGGACCCUUCGCCGCUCGAGACCGGAGAGAGGAAACGAAACAGGCGGGAACCCGUGGGGGAGGGAGGGAACUAGCGGAAGGUGUCAUGGCGGCCGCGCUCUUGAGUCACGUGCCCAGGGCCCGCCUUGCUACUUCCGGUCACGUGCCCUCAGACUCCUCGCAGCCAGCGAUGGAGGCGAGACCCCCUAGUAACAGAGGCGGUGGCUACUGCUGCGGCCACUGGGUUUCGGCCUCUUCCCAGCAGCGGCUCUAAGAAGCGCAGCGGAACUCGACCGGAUCCAACCCAGUUAGUUACUUCCUGUCUAGAGUUGUAGCUUCCACCUGAGUUCUCCUGGGAAGAAGUGUUUGCCACUCAAGGAAUACACUCAAGAAAAACCUGGAAAUCACAGAAGGCAUUGUAAGAUAGCUACAGUGAUUCUGUUAAACCUCCUGAAAUUGGUCCUUGAACAAUUAAGAGGUGCUACAGAUGACCAGGAAAAUUUACCAGGCAAAUUAGCUGUGAGACAAUUGACCAUUUGUGCCCAAUGUUCGAAGUCGUCUCUUCAAGACCCAAUUUAUAACCAAACUAUGUAUUAAACAGAAUGAACUGAUACAUAUACAACAAUAUGGUGGAUUUCAAAAAACAUGUUAAGCAAAAAACUAGAGACAAAAGGAGUACAUAUGCACCUUCUAGCCACCAUGGCAACCUCAUCUGAAGAAGUUUUGCUGAUUGUAAAGAAAGUGCGUCAAAAGAAGCAGGAUGGAGCUCUGUACCUCAUGGCAGAAAGAAUUGCUUGGGCACCUGAAGGCAAAGAUAGAUUUACAAUCAGCCAUAUGUAUGCAGAUAUUAAAUGCCAGAAAAUUAGUCCAGAAGGAAAAGCUAAAAUUCAGCUUCAGCUGGUCCUACAUGCAGGGGACACAACUAACUUCCAUUUUUCCAAUGAAAGCACAGCAGUGAAAGAGCGAGAUGCAGUAAAAGACCUUCUUCAGCAGCUGCUGCCCAAAUUCAAGAGGAAAGCAAAUAAAGAACUGGAAGAGAAGAACAGAAUGCUGCAAGAAGAUCCUGUUUUGUUUCAGCUUUAUAAAGACCUUGUUGUGAGUCAAGUGAUCAGUGCUGAGGAAUUCUGGGCCAAUCGUUUAAAUGUGAAUGCAACAGAUAGUUCUUCCACAUCCAAUCAUAAGCAGGAUGUUGGCAUUUCUGCUGCAUUUCUGGCUGAUGUCCGGCCCCAAACUGAUGGCUGUAACGGUCUGAGAUAUAAUUUAACCUCUGAUAUCAUUGAGUCCAUAUUUAGGACCUAUCCAGCAGUAAAAAUGAAAUAUGCAGAAAAUGUUCCCCACAACAUGACAGAGAAGGAAUUCUGGACACGUUUUUUCCAGUCCCAUUAUUUUCACAGGGAUCGGCUGAAUACAGGGUCAAAGGAUCUCUUUGCAGAAUGUGCCAAAAUAGAUGAAAAAGGCCUAAAAACAAUGGUUUCAUUAGGAGUGAAAAACCCACUACUAGAUUUAACAGCUUUGGAAGAUAAACCAUUAGAUGAGGGCUAUGGCAUUUCCUCUGUGCCAUCUGCUUCCAAUUCUAAAUCCAUAAAAGAGAAUAGUAAUGCUGCCAUCAUCAAGAGAUUUAACCAUCACAGUGCCAUGGUCCUGGCAGCUGGACUCAGAAAACAAGAAGCACAAAAUGAACAAAAUAGUGAGCCCAGCAACAUGGAUGGACAUUCCGGAGAUGCAGACUGCUUUCAGCCAGCAGUCAAAAGGGCGAAAUUACAAGAGUCCAUUGAAUAUGAAGACUUGGGGAAAAAUAAUUCUGUAAAAACGAUUGCACUAAACCUCAAGAAGUCAGAUAGGUAUUAUCAUGGUCCAACUCCAAUCCAGUCACUACAGUAUGCAACAAGUCAGGACAUUAUUAAUUCUUUUCAAAGUAUUAGACAAGAAAUGGAAGCUUAUACACCCAAGUUAACUCAGGUUCUCUCAAGUAGUGCUGCCAGUAGUACCAUCACAGCACUGUCACCUGGAGGGGCACUUAUGCAGGGAGGAACACAGCAAGCCAUAAACCAGAUGGUGCCAAAUGAUAUUCAAUCUGAAUUGAAACACUUAUAUGUAGCUGUUGGAGAACUUCUACGACAUUUCUGGUCCUGCUUUCCUGUUAAUACGCCAUUCCUAGAAGAAAAGGUAGUGAAAAUGAAAAGUAAUUUGGAACGAUUCCAAGUUACGAAGCUCUGUCCAUUCCAAGAAAAGAUUCGGAGACAGUAUUUAAGCACAAAUUUGGUAAGUCACAUAGAAGAGAUGCUCCAGACAGCCUACAACAAGCUCCACACAUGGCAGUCACGGCGUCUGAUGAAGAAAACGUGAGGUGGCCAUGAUGCUUACAGGUUUUGUGAGAUUGAGAGAACUAUGACCUGCAGCAACUCUGGAAACCUGGCCUGACAGACAAGCAGAUGACCUCACAGGAGUGAUAAGAAACAUCUGCUCCACGCCAACUCCCAGAGCUGAUGCUAUUGUACUUGCACAUUGGAGACUGAAAGGAAAGAAGGGACUAAAUGCUGGGGAGGUAAAUUAAGACAGAACCAAAUGAGCUAAGUUGCAAAUAUAUAUAUAUAUAUACACACACACACACAUAUAUGUACAUGUGUAUGUACAUAUAUAUAUUUUAAAAGACUGUUUACUGCAGUUGCUCAGGAACUGCUUUUGAUUCACAUUAAGCUGCUUUCAGAAAUUAAAAAAAAAAAACACUUUUUAAAGGGUGCAUUGAUAAAAUCUGAGGUUUUUUGGUUGUCGUUUUUUUCUGUGUACAUUUUUUUCCUAAGUUUAUGGCACAGGGUAGACCUUAAGUAUUCCUCCUCCAUCUUUCAUUCUUCACCCUCCAUUGGAUCCUCAAAUUUUAAUGAAUUCCAAUUAUACCUUACAUCAGCAAGUUAAAAAGAGUACUUUAAAAUAAAGCAAAGGGAGACUGUUGCUCAACCAUCAGGAAACAGUUGUCAGAAGACAUCAUUGGUUCUGUGUUUCCUACGGAAAUAAGAAACAAUAAAUAUUGCACUGAAUGUUUGUAGUUUGGAGUCCCUGAAUAAUAAAGAGGGAAUAUAUUUGCAGAAAGUCGCAUAGGGUUUUUUAAUGCAGAAUUUUGUCAGAAGACAAUGGCGCUGCAUGUUUUUCUUUGAGUGCAAAUGUACAUUGCUAAGAUUUUUUUAAGAUGGCAUGUGCUUUGAAAAGAAGAUAUUGCAUUUUUAAGAGUUUAAAAAUCUUAUGAGUGAGAAAUAUUAAAAAAAUCUUAUUUUCACCUCUUUAGAAGAAAUAAAAGAUGUUUCUCCUAUCUCCUUUUCUCUAGUAUUUGACUGUUACUGUCCUUGGCGAAUCGAUAAUCAUUGCAUAGUGACUGAAAAGCCUAAGUGCAAAAAAAAAAAAAAAAAGAUGUUCUUGUUUCUGAACUUCGUGCCAUAUUUUGUUCCUGAUGGGAUCAACUUAAUGUUUAAGACUUUAGAUGUCUUGUAUUAAAAAUUACACAAAAAAAGUAAAACUUUUUAUACUUACCCUUUUAACUCUAA